Molecule: messenger RNA, 4506 nt
Organism: Nematostella vectensis (starlet sea anemone)
Lineage: Eukaryota; Metazoa; Cnidaria; Anthozoa; Actiniaria; Edwardsiidae
Product: protein Hook homolog 3
Exons: 28
Coding region: 125-2278 (717 amino acids)
Biological process (GO): cytoskeleton-dependent intracellular transport; cytoplasmic microtubule organization
Cellular component (GO): cytoplasm; centrosome
Molecular function (GO): dynein light intermediate chain binding; microtubule binding
Source: RefSeq, a predicted model, not a curated record
CAAGGCGAAGGUUCGAGGAGACAGUUUGGUCGCCAUUGUUUGCCUUGUAAAUAUUACCACAUUCCCUUGAGUUUACUGCUUUACCCCUGCAUUAAUCACGUUAUAUACCAAACGGUCUUCCACAAUGGUCGAUGAAGUUACUAUGUGUAACAGUCUUUUGAAAUGGCUGAACACAUUUGAGGGGGUUAAAGCUCCACAUUCAAGUGCAGAAGAACUCGUAGAUGGAGUCGCAUUAUGCGAAUGUCUGGCGGAAAUCGCUCCUGACUGGUUUGAUGAUGAAUGGACUUCAAAGAUUCGUAAAGACAUUGGUGAUAAUAGAAGACUCCGUCUCAGUAAUUUGAAGAAGCUGAUAAGAGGCAUCCAUGAUUAUUACACAGAAGUUCUCACUAUGGAUAUAGCUGGGUUCCCAAUGCCAGAUAUUAAUGCAAUAGCUGACUCUGCAGAUGUAUCUGAGCUUGCACGACUGCUGCAGCUUAUACUUGGAUGUGCCGUCAAUUGUGAGGACAAGCAAGAAUACAUCCAAGUGAUUAUGCAGCUGGAAGAAACAGUGCAACAUGUGGUGAUGACUGCCAUUCAAGAGCUUAUGACUGCUCGGGAUCAGACACAGAUCACCCCUGAAAUGUUUAAGGAGCUGGAAUCCCAGCACAAGCGAACCUUAGAGCAGCUGACAACUGCAAUGGUAGAGAAGGAGGAAUUAUCCCAACGCUGUCAUGAGCUGGAUGACCAGAUCACAUACCUCAGGGAGUCUGAGUCUACCAUGCAGAUAGAGAAUGAAAGGCUCCAUCAGCAGCUGAGUCAGAUUGACAUGGGUGAUAGAAGAGACAGCUUGACUACAGGAAUGUCAAAUCAAAAGCUCAGUCAAAUGAAACAAGAAAUUGAUCAACUAAAAGAAGAAAAUUUUAUACUUGAGACAGCAAGGGAUGAAUACAGGAUAAAAGCUGACCAGCUGGAAAGAGAUGUAGAAAUUCUGAAUGAAAAGAAUGAGCAGCUCCAGGGACUGGCAGAGGAAUCCCAACAGCUUAAAGAUGAGAUGGAUGUACUUCGCCACAUGCAAGAGAAAGUGUCCAAAUAUGAGUCAACCAUUGACAUGUACAAAAAAAAGUUAGAGGAGUUGUCUGACAUGAGAAAGCAGAUGAAAGCAAUGGAAGAGAAAAACGUCACAUACAUGCAAGAGACAAUGAAUCUCGAAGAGGACCUGAAGAAAGCUAAUGCGCUCAAAACACAGCUGGACACCUAUAAAAAGCAGGUCCAUCAACUACAAGUACAGAUGUCAGAACUCCAGAGAAGGACCGACAGGGCUGAAUUUGAAGCCAAAAAGGCCAAAGAAAAACUGGUGAAUUUAGAAGGCGAAAAUGAGCGGGUCAAGCAAGAGAAGGAGAACCUGAGGGAACAAGUCGAGGAGUUACAGCUCACCCAAGUGGCAGGGAGCAUUCCGAUGCAGAUGUCUCCUGGGACCCCCCCUGUGGAUACAUUCUCUGCUUUGUCACUCUCUCCUGAGGUCAAAGAGAAGCUGAUGAGACUAGAGCAUGAGAAUAAGAAACUGAAGGCUCAGAAAAAUGACGAGAAUGAAGAACAGACCCAGUUACUUCAGAGUCUACUAAAUGACGCAAACGAGAGAAAAGACCAACUGGAGAAAGAAAACAGAUCCCUUAACCAGCGCAUCAUGGAGAUGGAAAGUGAAGUCGAUGACCUCCGCAACCAGCAGAAGGCACAUGCCAGUGACCAGGACUCCGAACUAGACAUCAAGUACAAAGACCAUCUGGAUAAGCUGAGGGAAGCCAACGAGCAGCUGCAGAAGAAGAAGGCGUAUAUCGAUAGCUUGGAACCAAAAGUCUCCAGUAGCACUGAAAAAGUCAAUGAGCUACAGUCCAUGCUGUCCAAGAAAGAGAGCGAGAUGAAAGCGAUGGAAGAACGGUACAAGCGCUACCUAGAGAAAGCAAAGAGUGUCAUCAAGACGCUGGACCCCAAGCAGAACGCGGGUCAGUCACAGGAAGCGGUUGCCACGUUACGAAAUCAAAUGCAGGAGAAGGACAAACUUAUCGAAAAUCUAGAGAGAGACCACGAGAAGAUGCGCAUAACAAGGGAAAGAGAAGAGAAGUUGAUUGUUAGUGCUUGGUAUGAAAUGGGCAUGCAGCUGCACCGCAAGGCAGCUGAGGACAGGUUAGCGAGUAGUACGGGUGGGAUGUCAUUCCUCGCACGACAAAGACAAGCCUCCAGUCGACGAACCUCUACACCCUCCAGGACACAAAACAAUGCAGUAACGUCAAGGGACACAUAACGAUGCUAAAAUAACAGAAUAACAUGCAGUGUACAUUGGUAAAGCAAAAGGGAAUUUUUGCGCAAUUAAUGAUCGCCAAGACUGGAAGCACCAUAUCGUUUGUGCCAGGAUUCCUAUCGCCAUAUUCGCUAGUAUCUAGCUAGUAAAUAUACAUUUCCCGUCUCAGGGCUUCUCUGGGCGGAAGACGAUUUUGUACUUGAGCUUAUCAAAGCAUGUAUAGGUAAUAGCUCUAGUCAACACUAUCCUGUGUCGGGACAAAACCACAGUCAACUAGCGCUUAUAAAUAAACCUCCAGGCAGACGUACAAUAUAGCAUAUUAGGGGGCACUAACGCCAAGUUUGAGUAGGUAGGGGUGGGGGUUACAGGUUCGGGGAAGGGGAUGGGGCGGGAUCCCAGAAACCCUAUCACUUGGAUAAGUUGGCUGGAUAAGGAAUUAUCCACUAGUUAAUUAUUAUUUCUCAAGCCCGAAGGCCUAAUGAGCUAUUGACUCUGAGCUUGUGAGGGUGAGGAAUAAUUGUUCUAGUCAAAUCACACUAGAUAGUCAAUUUGUGCAGUCAGAAACGUCUGGUUUGGUUAUUUGUCACUUUUUGACUUUAAAAUCUAUCACUUUAAGGGUGUACUGACAUCUGUUGCUGAGGAAAAUUGAAUAUAGCAUAAAAGCUUUGUGGAAAGUUAUAUGGGUCUGAUAUUUGCCAAGUUGGCCACCACAAGUGUGCUGACUAUUAUGACGACGUUACCCAGUGACUUCAUAAUGUGACGCCAUAGAUACAGAUAAAAGCAAAUAUUUCAAGUAAAAAUUGCUCGAAAACAAAUAUUAAAUAGGUUUUAUGAAUCUUGAGGGAUUGGCGCAUUAAGCCAAACAUGCGUUUUAGAAAUGAUUGAGUAUUUGUUUUUUUUUAUGAUUUUUCAUAGGUCCUGAAAUCCAUAUUAUUUGAUAUAAUUUUGGUUUCUGUUAGAUUAACACUAAAUCCAUGCUUAGCUAUAUGAAGGAGAAUUUUAUAAAAAGGAAUACAGCAAAAUAUUGCGUUUUGAAAUAACUUGGCGGCAAAAAAGCUUUUUUUAGAAAACGCAGAACCGGAAGUGAAAUAAAGCCCGCGCGUGCUCAUUCGGCCUGCUCAGACACACUGAUGAUGAAAUUUAAAUGAAGUUUAAAAACAAAAUCCAAUAGUGUUUCAUGGUAUAUAUACAUUAAAGGAACGACAUCCGUCAUGUCAUGGUUAAAAUUGAAAAAGUAUUUUAAAAUUCUGAUAUAGCGCGCGCUACUUUGAAAUAAAAUUUUCAGUGCGUGCGCGAUCGUUCGGUGUUUGCAGCGCGCGCAGGUAGUGAAAAUUGAAAACUUUGGCUUAAUAAAGGUUGGCUUGACUAAAUCUUCGCUGAAUCUUCGUUUUUACAAAACAUUGGAAAUAUCAUCACCCGAAAAGGCUGAGAUCAACUUGAAGUCAAUUUUUGGGAACUUGAAACGCAUAUUUUUAUUGCUUUUACUUCAGGAAAGCUUGGAAUGACGAAUUCCGUGUUAUGUAUAUGCGCGCGCUCAACGCCACCAGCGUAGCAACGUCGUUACUGAGCAACACUAAUGUCAGUACACCCUUAGAAUGCAGCAUCCAUAGAUCACUAGUAUGAUUUGCAGAUAACUCUUAUUUUGCCCUCUAAACAGAAUGCAGCAUUCAUAGAUCACUAGUAUGAUUUGCAGAUAACUCUUAUUUUGCCCUCUAAACUCGGCCUAAAACUAUAACAAUAGAAGCUUUGAUGAACUCGGCCAAAUGGCCAGAAGUGGGCGGUUCAGGUGGAAAAGGAGUGAGGGAACGGUUCAAAGUGAUUGUGACAGGCAUUCGAAACCAGUCUUUAAGAUAAACUAUCUAGACUCAAAAAUGUAUAUAGAAGGAAAAAAGUUUGCAAGAAAAAGGCCCAGUGAAGAAAACGGAACAUAAAAAUUAAAACUGGAGCGUCGAUAUAUACAAUAUCCGACAUAUGAGUGGAAACAGUGGGAAACCCGCCCCGAGAAAUAUGGAAUAAUCCCCGAAUGAAAUAACUUUUUGGAAAUGAUGGGGUAUUUAAUAGCCUUUUAUAUCAAGCUUUUUUCAACAUUACAGUGUAAUAAAACAAUUUCUCUUUUUAUUUAUCCAUAAAUGACCAACCCAUGUAAGCUAAGGAAAGAGCGUCUUUAAUCUAACAAUAGAGUGAAUAAAACAGAUAAUUUUAUUAACAAUAAAGUGAGAGUUCCAGAAGUA